Lichtheimia ornata is the source of this 2007-nucleotide messenger RNA. RefSeq lists its product as uncharacterized. The coding region runs from base 1 to 2007 and encodes 668 amino acids. Gene Ontology annotation, molecular function: protein binding. The transcript is spliced from 2 exons. Lineage: Eukaryota; Fungi; Mucoromycota; Mucoromycetes; Mucorales; Lichtheimiaceae. The record is from RefSeq and is a predicted model, not a curated record.
AUGGUUUUGGAUCAACUUGUACAAUCUUCACGCCGUGCAUUUGUACGAUUGGGAAGGAAGAAACGGCAUUCAUCCAUGACAACAACGACCAUGACAACGAAUCUCCAUGACACCUUGUUACUUGCAGAAGAACAUCUUGUUGGCCGACAUGGACGAUCGAAUGAUGCACGUAUUGCCGUUUCACUUUUACAACAAUUGAUCACCACGCACGACGACGAUGAUGAUGAUGAUGACAAUGAUGCGAUGGCACGUGCACAGGGCUUACUUGGCUUUUGUCAUGAAUUUGGAUUGGGUACGGAAGAAGAUUUUGUGGCAGCCGAAGCGCAUUAUGCAGCGGGCGCUUCUAUGGGUGAUGCUUUGGCCAUGUUACGACUUGCCUUUUUACGUAAAUACGGACGACCUGGUAUAAAGAUGGAUCGAUGUGAAGCCGAAUAUUGGGAACAUUUAUUACAAGAGGAGUACGCUCAUCAAGCCACGCGUGUGAUGGAAUGGUUAACCUGUUGCGCUGCUUCAUCCUCCUCCUCCUCUUCAAUGACCCAGCAUUUAGCAGGGGCAAGUCAAUACUGCCUUGGUGUGUGUUACCAUGAUGGUUUAGUGGUGCCGCAAGAUGUCGGUGCGGCGUUCGGGUGGUACAAGGCGAGUGCCGAGAGUGGCCAUGCUAGAGGACAAGGCAUUUUGGGCUACUGCUACGGUGAAGGAGUCGGUGUUUCGGAACGAGAUGCUACGCAGGCACUGGUUUGGUAUCGCCGUGCAGCAGCACAAAACGAAACAGUGGCCAUGUACAAUAUCGGCUAUUGCUAUGAAGAUGGCCUUGGCGUACAAAAAGAUAUGACCAUGGCAGUCCAUUGGUAUCGUCGUGCAGCUGAACUCGGCAAUGCAUUUGCACAAAAUGCUUUGGGCUAUUGCUACGAAGAUGGAUUGGGCAUUGUACGUGAUCCUUCCUUAGCCGCCAUGUGGUACGCAAGAUCCGCUGCUCAAGGCUAUCCAUGGGCUCAAUGCAACUUGGGCUACUGCUAUCAAAAUGGCAUUGGCGUAGAAAAAGAUCCUGUCAUUGGCACUGAAUGGUAUCGUCAAGCUGCUCGUCAAGGUCAUGCACGUGCUCAACACAACCUUGGCUUUUGCUACCAAAAUGGUAUCGGUGUCGAUCGUCCCAAUCCACAAAAGGCUGUUGAAUGGUACCUUAAAUCAGCUGCACAGGGCAACAUGUUUGCUUUCCAUUCCCUUGGUUACUGUUAUCAGAAUGGCAUUGGUGUCGAUCAACCUAGUUCCAAGGAUGCUGUUUAUUGGUAUACUCUCAGCGCACGUAAAAAUCAUGCACCGGCUCAACUCUCACUUGGCUUUUGCUAUCGUAACGGUGUUGGUGUUGACAAGAAUGAACGUGAAGCUGUCAAAUGGUUUCGUCUCGCUGCUGAACAAGGCAACGCACUUGCACAAAACUCGCUUGGCUUUUGUUAUGAAGAAGGCAUCGGUCUUGAUAAACCUGAUCCCCACUCAGCUGUGUAUUGGUACACACAAUCAGCUCGUCAAGGCAACCCUUGGGCUCAAUGCAAUCUGGGUUUUUGUUAUGCGCACGGACUUGGUGUCGAUAAAGUGGAUCCUGCACGUGCCGUUCAUUGGUAUCGAAAAGCCGCCGUUCAAAAUCAUGCACGCGCUCUCGACAAACUUGGCUAUCAUUUACAAAACGGCUUGGGUGUUCGUCAAAAUUUACCAUUAGCUGCAAGGUACUUUGAACGUGCUGCACAACUUGGUCAUGUCGCUGCUCAAUUCCACCUUGGUGUUUGUUACGAACGUGGCGUUGGUGUCCCAAUGAAUCUUCAACACGCUUUAUACUGGUUUGAAAGAGCUGCUUUGACGGGUUGUCGUAGCUCUCAUGAGCGCUUACGUCGAUUGUUGCUUCGAUACUGCCUAGAAAAUGCAUCCGUGAUUGAAGCAAGUGACCCAACCCUUUUUGCCAAAGGAUGCCAUCCCGUUGGUUGGAUUGCGGGUUAUAGUGCCAAGGCUGCAUAA